This is a messenger RNA of Olea europaea var. sylvestris, 1702 nucleotides long. RefSeq names its product cytochrome b5, seed isoform-like. Gene Ontology annotation, molecular function: heme binding. The coding region runs from base 1005 to 1475 and encodes 156 amino acids. The transcript is spliced from 3 exons. NCBI's taxonomy places the organism in Eukaryota, Viridiplantae, Streptophyta, Magnoliopsida, Lamiales, Oleaceae. The record is from RefSeq and is a predicted model, not a curated record. Gene Ontology annotation, cellular component: membrane; intracellular membrane-bounded organelle.
GAAUUUAGUUAAACAAAUUCUUGUGCUUUUGAAUCAUCUGCUUUUGAAUCAUCUGCAAGAUUCUAUUUCUGUAAAAUUCGCCUUUGAUCCAACCCCUAACGCUAUUCUUGAACCACCUUGACUACGAAUUGUCACAUCUAAACUUUUGUAGAUAGAGAAUUAGGGUCCAUUUGGUAGGACUUCUACUUUGCUUCUUGUAAAAAACAUUUAUAAGGAAGUUACCUUGUCAAUUUGGCGGUACUUCUUCUUUUUAGCUUUUAAUUUUUCAAAAGUCUUGUCCCGAGACCACCUUUCUCCGAAAACCUCUUUUAGUCAAACAAAACACUUUCAAAAAAACUAUCCAAAUAUAUUUAAAAGCAUUUUUUUAGUUUUAGUAGUUUUUGACUUUUCGAAAACAUUUUCAAUCAAACCCUUAAACUAGGACUAUUUAUGUGAAGCUCAACUUAAGAAUUUUCUAAAUGUUCGGUGAAAUCAUAAGGCAGAUGAAACACAACAUAUUGAAGCAAAGAACGGUCCUUUCACAACAAAAUCUAGAUUUGUUCAGAAGGCAAAAACUGAUACAAACAACAGUUAUAAUUAAGAAAACCAGUGUUUCUACCACAAACAAUCCGUCAAGGAUAAAUUCCACUGUGAAAUGGUACAAAAAACAUCCCAGACUUCGGAUUAUUACCAUAAGUGUUAGUCCCUUAAACAAAUUUUUAUCUGUCAUUAAAUUUAGGUUUUGAACUCCAUCCCAGGUAAAAUAGGGUAAAAAUCUAUAGCAAGAGAAUGUAAAAGGACAUAGCAUAAGAUGUUUCCUAAAGUUCAAAGGAGAGGGGAAAAAAAAUUACUGUCACAUAGCCAUGGUAAAGUGAUCUGGUAAUAAAUCAAAACACAGAUCAAGAAUUGGGAAUUUAGCUCUCAAAUUGAAGAUCUUUGACUGUAAGUACAAGUGUAAGACCAGAGAAAGCAUUUUCAUUCGAAUCGAAAAAAAUAUAUAUAUAUAUAUUUUUCAUCAAAGAAAAAUGGCUUUUCUAUCUUCUCGGAUGGUCUCAUAUCUGACUCUAGUCUCUCCUUCAUUCUCCCGCGCUUCUGCAUCAGAAACCCAGUAUUUAAAUGUGAAUUCGUUUUAUAUUAGUCCAACAUUAAAAAUUUUAGUCCGUCCUGGCUCUGGCCCUGUACAGGCAUAUAAUGUAACAAACUUCUUGGACGACCAUCCGGGUGGUGAAGAAGUCCUACUAGCAGCAGCAGGUAAGGACGCUAGCGAAGAAUUUGAGAACGCAGGCCAUGGCAGUGCUGCAAGAUUGAUGCUAGACGAAUUCUAUGUCGGGGAGGUUGAUCCUUCGACCAACCCUACUCCGGCUAGCGCGAUUCUAUCUCCACCACAGCCUGAAUAUGACCGUGGCAAGACAUUGGAGUCUAUUAACAAGAUCAUCUAUUUACUUGUUCCUCUUGGAAUCAUGGCAAUUGCAAUUGGAUUUCACUUCUACGACUGAACUAUUUUACUUUUAAUCUCUUUCGAACAACUAAUCAUGUACAAGUGAAUUCAUGUUUUGGCACAUAACCUUGUAUGUUGCUAGUCUGUAUCAGGAUAUGGUUUUGAAAAUGUACUAUGAAGUAGAAAAUUAACACCUGAAUUCGCAUUGGAAAACAUAUCUCGAAUGCUAGUAAGGUUUGUUAUAGUUUCAUUUCCAAUAUUAAGUUUUGUCAGUACUUUCGUACA